AUGCCAGACGCCGCGGCUCACCUGCCCUUCUACUACGGCAGCAUCGGCAGGUCGGAGGCAGAGGAGCACCUGAAGCUGGGGGGGAUGUCGGAUGGGCUGUUCCUGCUGCGGCAGUGCCUGCGCAGCCUGGGGGGCUACGUCCUCUCCAUGGUCUGCGACCUGCAGUUCUACCACUACGCCAUCGAGCGGCAGCUGAACGGCACCUACGCCAUCGCCGGGGGCAAAGCGCACUGCGGCCCCGAGGAGCUCUGCGAGUUCUACUCCAAGGAUGCCGAUGGACUCUGCUGCAGCCUCCGCAAGCCCUGCAACCGCCCCGCGGGAGUGGAGCCCCGGCCUGGCGUCUUCGACAGCAUCAGGGACAGCAUGGUGCGAGAGUACGUCCGGCAGACCUGGAAGCUGGAGGGGGAUGCCCUGGAACAGGCCAUCAUAAGCCAAGCUCCACAGGUGGAGAAGCUCAUCGCCACCACAGCCCACGAGAGGAUGCCCUGGUACCACGGCAGCAUCGCCCGGGACGAGGCGGAGAGGAGACUCUACUCAGGGGCACAGCCUGAUGGCAAAUUCCUGCUGAGAGAAAGGAAGGAGAGCAGUGCCUAUGCCCUGUCCCUGGUCUAUGGCAAGACCGUCUACCACUACCGCAUCGACCAGGACAAGUCCGGCAAGUACUCCAUCCCUGAGGGCACCAAGUUCGACACCCUCUGGCAGUUGGUGGAGUACCUAAAGCUCAAAUCAGAUGGGCUGAUUUUCUCCCUGAGGGAAGCCUGCCCCAACCCCAACAUGCCAGCAUCUGCAGCACCAGUCCCACCGACCCACCCCUCCAUCAGUAGAACCCUUGGCCCUCUCAAUGCAGAUGGAUACACACCAGACCCUGUGGGUGCAGGGAGCUCACAGCUGCUCCCCAUGGACACCAGCGUCUAUGAGAGCCCCUACAGUGACCCUGAGGAACUGAAGGACAAGAAACUGUUCCUGAAGAGGGACCACCUGCUGAUGGAUGAAGUGGAACUGGGAGCAGGAAACUUUGGCUCUGUCAAGAAAGGAGUCUACAAAAUGAGGAAGAAGCAGAUUGAUGUGGCCAUAAAGGUGCUGAAGAACAACAAUGAGAAGACAGUGAAGGAUGAGAUGAUGAAGGAAGCUCAGAUCAUGCACCAGCUGGACAACCCCUACAUCGUUCGCAUGAUUGGGGUCUGCGAGGCAGAGUCCCUGAUGCUCGUCAUGGAGAUGGCUUCUGGAGGGCCCCUCAACAAGUUCUUGGCUUCCAAGAAGGAUGAGAUUGCAGUCAGCAACAUCGUGGAGCUGAUGCACCAAGUGUCCAUGGGCAUGAAGUACCUGGAGGAAAAAAACUUUGUCCACAGGGACCUGGCAGCCAGAAAUGUGCUGCUGGUCAACCAGCACUAUGCUAAGAUCAGUGACUUUGGCCUCUCCAAGGCUCUGGGUGCUGAUGACAGCUACUACAAGGCCAGGACAGCAGGCAAGUGGCCCCUGAAGUGGUAUGCCCCAGAAUGCAUCCUCUACCACAAGUUCUCCAGCAAGAGUGAUGUGUGGAGCUAUGGUGUGACCAUGUGGGAGGCCUUCAGCUAUGGGCAGAAACCAUACAAGAAAAUGAAAGGCCCAGAGGUCACCAGCUUCAUCGAGCAGGGGAAGCGCAUGGAGUGCCCCACAGGCUGCCCAGCAGAGAUGUACAGCCUGAUGCAGCAGUGCUGGACCUACAGGUGGGAGGAGCGCCCAGGGUUUGUGGCUGUGGAGACCCUCAUCCGCUCCUACUACUACAGCAUUGCCUCCAAGACAGAGAAUGGGGCAGAGCCAGAGGACAAGCCCAAAGCAGCUCUGCCCUGA
Messenger RNA from Dryobates pubescens (Downy woodpecker), 1830 nucleotides. Its product is annotated as tyrosine-protein kinase ZAP-70. Gene Ontology annotation, molecular function: ATP binding; signaling receptor binding; non-membrane spanning protein tyrosine kinase activity. Lineage: Eukaryota; Metazoa; Chordata; Aves; Piciformes; Picidae. Gene Ontology annotation, cellular component: cytoplasm; extrinsic component of cytoplasmic side of plasma membrane. The transcript is spliced from 12 exons. The coding region runs from base 1 to 1830 and encodes 609 amino acids. Gene Ontology annotation, biological process: innate immune response; protein phosphorylation; cell surface receptor protein tyrosine kinase signaling pathway. The record is from RefSeq and is a predicted model, not a curated record.